Molecule: messenger RNA, 1920 nt
Organism: Alligator sinensis (Chinese alligator)
Lineage: Eukaryota; Metazoa; Chordata; Crocodylia; Alligatoridae
Product: ovoinhibitor-like
Exons: 18
Coding region: 82-1740 (552 amino acids)
Molecular function (GO): protein binding
Source: RefSeq, a predicted model, not a curated record
CCGCCGCGGUCUGCGUCUUGGGGAAACCAUCUCCCGAGCAGAGCCCUGGCAGACCACACCAGACCAGACCUUCAUCCCAGCAUGAGGAAGGCCGCCAGCACGGUUGUGCUGCUUGCCCUAGCACUUUCCCACUUCUCAGGCGGUGCUCUUGGAUCAGAGCUGAAUUGCAGUCAGUACUCCCGGGUCGCAGCUAAGGAUGGCAAAGCGCUGAUUGUCUGCCCUCGACACCUGGAACCAGUCUGUGGCACAGACGGCGUCUCCUACAGCAACGACUGUGGGAUCUGCGUCCAUAACUCAGAGCACGAAGCAGACGUUGGUGUAAGACACCAGGGACAAUGCCAGCAGGGGCUGCUCCCGGAGGACUGCAGCAAGUACCCAUCCCGGACGACCAAGAGUGGCAAAGUACUGGUAUUCUGCCCUCGGAUCUACAGUCCCGUCUGCGGCACAGACGGCGUCUCGUACAGCAGCCUCUGUGAGAUCUGUGCCCAUAACCUAGAGCACGGGGCACACAUUGGCAAGAAGCAUGAUGGAGAGUGCAAGAAGGACAUCCAGAAGCUCGAUUGCAGCCAGUACCCCGGUAGCGCUGAGCACGGGACAGCCUGUCCGCUCAUCCUGGAUGAAGUGUGUGGGACAGACGGUGUCACGUAUGCCAGUGCCUGCAUGCUGUGUGCUCACAACCGGGAACAAAGGACCAGCAUUGAUGUCAAGCACGAUGGGACAUGCAAGCCAGACUUUGCUCCGCUGAACUGCAGCUCCUACCCGUCCAGGACCACAGAGGAGGACAAAGUAAUAAUAAGCUGCCCAAGGAUCCUGAGCCCAGUCUGCAGCACAGACGACGUCACGUUCGCCAACGACUGUGAGAUCUGCGCCCAUAAUGCGGAGCACAGGACAAACAUUAACAAAAAGCAUGAUGGCGCAUGCAAGAAGGAAACCACUAAGGUGGAUUGCAGCCAGUACCCCACCACGAUUUCUGAAGAAGGAGACACGCUUAUAGGCUGCCCAAGGAUCCUGAAGCCUGUCUGCGGCACGGACGGCGUCACCUAUGACAACGACUGCGCGAUCUGUGCCCACAACGUAAAGCAUCGUGACGCCAGCGUCAGCAAAAAGCACAAUGGGCCUUGUGAACCGGAGACUUCAAAGCUUGAUUGCAGCAAGUACCCCCAGGUAACCACCAAGAACGGCACGGUGCUGGUGGCCUGCCCAAUGAUCUACAACCCGAUCUGUGGCACGGAUGGGAAAACGUAUGCCAGCGAAUGCACGCUGUGCAGCCACCAACUGGAAGUGCUGCAGCUAAUCCUUGACUCCCCAGCCAUGAGCCACAGGAAGGCCGAGCUCAAGGUUGACAUAAAGCAUAGCGGCCUGUGCCCGGAGGACCUUCCCAAGCUUGAUUGCAGCAAGUACCACCACAUAACCACCGAGAGAGGCACGGCACUUGCCUGCACAAUAUUCUACAGCCCGGUCUGCGGCACGGAUGGGAACACGUAUGACAACGAAUGCAGGCUGUGUAACAACAACCUGUACGCCAAGCCCAGGGUUGAAAUACAGCAUAGCGGCCCGUGCGCGAAGGACCCUUCCAAGGACGACUGCAGCAACGUCCGUGAAACCACUCUGACCUGUGCCCUGCUGUACCAGCCCUACUGCGGCUCUGACAACCAGACAUACGGGAACCGAUGCUUUUUCUGCAACGCGGUCAUCGAAAGCAGCAGGACUCUCACCUUGAGCCAUUACGGCGAAUGCUGAAUCCUUACUGGCACCGAUUCACAUGAGGACCGCCACGCCGCCCUUUGGUCCAUCCCGUCUCCCCCUCGGCAGAUACCACACGAAGUCCUCGCCUCGGCUCAUCUUGGACCCUGAAGGACUUGCGAUCCUUGUAGGCUUGUUGGUGCAGUAAAAUAAAACAGAGUCUUUCUCUUGUUUUAA